Cinclus cinclus is the source of this 1182-nucleotide messenger RNA. RefSeq names its product collagen and calcium binding EGF domains 1 (gene CCBE1). Gene Ontology annotation, molecular function: calcium ion binding. The coding region runs from base 1 to 1182 and encodes 393 amino acids. The record is from RefSeq and is a predicted model, not a curated record. Lineage: Eukaryota; Metazoa; Chordata; Aves; Passeriformes; Cinclidae. The transcript has 11 exons.
AUGGGGCGGCCGGCCGGCAGCCUGUCCCCGCUCCGGCUGCUGCUGCUCCUGGCGCUGGGACACGCCUGGACCUACCGGGAGGAGCCGCAGGACGGCGACAGGGAGGUUUGCUCCGAGAACAAAAUCGCCACCACCCGGUACCCCUGCCUAAAACCCACGGGAGAGAUCACUACCUGCUUCAGGAAAAAAUGCUGUAAGGGUUAUAAGUUUGUUCUUGGACAGUGCAUCCCUGAAGACUAUGAUGUCUGUGCUGAAGCUCCCUGCGAACAGCAGUGCACAGAUAAUUUUGGGCGAGUCUUAUGCACUUGCUAUCCUGGAUACCGCUAUGACCGGGAGAGGCACAGGAACAGGGAGAAGCCUUACUGCCUGGAUAUUGACGAGUGUGCCACAAGCAACGGGACUCUGUGCUCUCAGAUCUGUGUCAACACUGUGGGCAGCUACAGGUGUGAGUGUCACGAAGGUUAUGUCCGGGAAGAGGAUGGCAGGACAUGCACCAAAGGAGAUAAAGUUGGGCUUCCUGAAAAAUCUGAAAGUGUGGCAAAACCAGGGACAUGCUGUGCCUCAUGUAAGGAAUUCCAUCAAAUAAAGCAGACGGUUUUACAGCUGAAGCAAAAGGUUGCUUUGCUGCCAAAUAAUGCUGCUGAUCUUAGCAAGCAAAUCACUGGUGAAAAAGUGCUUGCCUCUAAUGCAUAUAUCCCUGGCCCUCCAGGCCAGCCUGGUCAACCAGGCCCUCCAGGGGCUCCAGGACCUAAAGGGAGUCAAGGAACUCCUGGAUUACCUGGACCUCCUGGACAGCCAGGCCCUCGUGGAUCAAUGGGACCUAUGGGCCCAUCUCCAGAUAUAUCACACAUUAAGCAGGGCAGACGGGGCCCUGUGGGCCCACCUGGAGCCCCAGGGAGAGACGGUAGCAAGGGAGAGCGAGGAGCACCAGGACCAAAGGGGAUACCUGGCCCACCGGGUUCAUUUGAUUUCCUAUUGCUGAUGAUGGCAGACAUCAGAAACGACAUCGCUGAGCUGCAAGAGAGAGUGUUUGGACACAGGACUCAUUCAUCAACAGAAGAGUUUCCAUUACCUCAGGAAUUCACAAACUAUCACGACACAGUAGAUUUUGGAUCCGGAGAAGACUACAAACCACGAGCAACAUCCAGAAAUGCCAGAAUACAGAAGGCAGACCAUCCUUAG